ACCAGUAAAUGAGUUAACAGUUUGCUCGACCUCAGCUCAUAUCUUUUUUAAUUUGUCGUCUUAUAUAUUCUCAUUAUCCUGAAUAUUUGUAAUAUUUUCUUACGCUUCUUCACUGUCUCUAGUUUUGUUUCGGAAGGUUUUUUAGCUGAAAACAUGGCCGAAGAUUCCCUGUCUAAUAUGUAUAGGAGUUCCUUUAAUGGACUACCUUCUAUUCGCGAACCAGUCCAAAUGACCUCAGCAUACAGCACAGUCCUCCCCUCCUACGGGACCAAGCGGGAUGUUGGAAAGGCUCUACUGCAGACUUUAGGAGCACCCUCUAACUCUGUGCGGGACAGGAAAGCUCCCGAACACUGGAAUGCGGCCCUCAACAUGCACGUUAGACUCAGCGACAAGGACAAGAACAAGGCCGAAACUCAGCGUGAUGCCUCCAACAGGCUCAUCAAGGAGCUCGACCAGAAAACCAAGUCCAAACAGGCUGAAAUCAACCGUAGACUGCAGGACAGGAUAACGACUGUAGCGUACUGGAAACAGCGUCUCACAACAGAGCAUGCCGCUAUCUGCCAGGAGAUUACCAAUCUCACCAUGUCCAAACAGAAGACCCAACAAGCUCUCGCUAGCACUGAGCUUCCCACAGAGGUCAGCACCAACUGCUUGAAGAACAGAGAAAACAGAGAAGCCAUUGAUUUGGUGCAGGAUCUUGUGGAUGACGAGCUCAUCAAUGAGUUGAACAUGCUGAGCGAGGUACAGAAACUCCUGUCCAACCGAAUUAAUGACUCCGACACCAGACUGAGGAAUCUCAACGACUGCAAGUCUAAUUUGGAAUACGACAUCAGAGAUAAGGAGGAAUGUUUGAGGCUGGAUGAGCAUUGUUACAAGUUGAACAACGGCUCUGCUGGACUCCAACAAAUCGCUCAACCCAGCCUUUACGACGGACACACGAGCACAGUUGACAAGCACGAAUCUUUCUCACAAGACAACCUGGAAAAAAGUGAAAUUGCUCGAGUUAUGAGUUGUUUACAGAGGGAACUCAACGAAUUUAGCAUUAACAAGUCCAACGACGAACUGCAGAAGCAGUCCGAGCUGGUUGGCUCCAUGUUCAGAUUACGUCUUAAGGAGCUCACUGACGCCAAGACUGGUCUUGAUGGACAAUUGGAGAAGACAAACCAAGAGAUCUCAAGUGUGGAAGAUUCUCUCCACCAAUUGAGAGAAGCCCUCCGAAGCAAGGAUGGUCCAAUGAAGGUGGCCACCACCAGGUUCGCCGUGCGAGCCAAGCGUCCCAAUGUUGAACAGACGCGUGAUUACGUUCACGGAGGUCUCCUCUCUGAGAUUAACGAUAUCAAUGGCUCCCAGGAGGCCCUUAAGCAACAAAUAGCAUCUGCUGAGGAGACUCUUCACCGUCUGCUGAAGAACAAGGAGCGACUCCAACAGGACAUUGCCAUCAAGAAGAAGAGUAUCCAGAUUGAUGAACAACAGUGCUUGAGACUGAGGAAGACUCUAUCGUGGAGAGGAUUCAGACCCGCUGGUAUGUAAGAUAUUUACUGCGUCAGAAGACUCACAUCGCCAUGGAGACCACGUGUGGUUACAGUGACGUCACAUGAUGUUCUGUCACGUGAUUCCAGCAAGCGUUUAGCCGAGGUUAUUGAUAGUGAUGUCAGUAGGCUUGAACCGUUACUCCAAACUCUGCACCAUCCUGUUUUUACCAUACAGGCAGUGCACUAAUGUUAGUCUCAUAGUAUGUUUUAUCUUGCAUGCCUGUGGGCAUGUAACUAGCGUUCAAUUUUACUUAUGAUUGUUACUUUUCGUGGAAAAUGGAAGUUGGACCAUGUGAAAGAUUUGAUAGAUUCAAUUUUCAUCUGAAUUUUCCAUGCAGCAUUUGGUUAAUGAUGAUAACAAAGAGAAAAAUGAAAAUAAUAUGUAAAACUGAAUAUUGUGCAAAAUGUUAUAUAUAAGUAUUUUGGUUUUACUUUAAUUGUUAAUAUAAACAAUCUGCAAAA
Messenger RNA from Bolinopsis microptera, 1994 nucleotides. Its product is annotated as tektin-1-like. Gene Ontology annotation, cellular component: microtubule cytoskeleton; nucleus. Lineage: Eukaryota; Metazoa; Ctenophora; Tentaculata; Lobata; Bolinopsidae. The transcript has 13 exons. Gene Ontology annotation, biological process: cilium assembly; cilium movement involved in cell motility. Bases 154 to 1530 code for a protein of 458 amino acids. The record is from RefSeq and is a predicted model, not a curated record.